AUGAACCAGCAGAUGAAAAGCAAACCUCAAAUAGAGACUCAUUUACACAAUGAAUACAGAACAUGCCCCCUAAGCAUGAAUAAAGUGAUCAGAAGCGAUUUAUUUCUAACUUUGAAGAACAUCAUCGAUCAAAAGCUACGUGAAACCACGAUUAAAACAUCUGAUUACGUAGCCAACAUAAAUGAGGUUGUAUACGUGAUGACGAUAACAUUUAAAAGCCAUUGUUUUGCCAUAGAAAACAAGGAGAUAGUUUUUGGACAAACGGAGUGCUUCAAAAUCGCGGAAAUCCUUCCAAAGGAUUUCACUGAUGACAACGUUGAUGUUUUGACAUUAACUCCAGCCUUGCCUUUGAAUUUGAUGAAUCCGCCAUUUGCUGAUGAACUUGCUAAUCAUUUUGAAGAAGGCCAUCUAUCAUUGACACACUCUUACUUUUUUGGCGCUUUGGGAUCUAAGCAAGCAAGCUUAAACAAGCACCCUAUACAAAAUCUUGUUUUUAAGUCGUUGAGGCCUUUUGGCGUAGUCAGAAGAGCUUAUGAAGCAAGCGGCCUGUCAAGUAUUUAA
Messenger RNA from Rhizopus microsporus ATCC 52813, 561 nucleotides. RefSeq lists its product as uncharacterized. The transcript has a single exon. NCBI's taxonomy places the organism in Eukaryota, Fungi, Mucoromycota, Mucoromycetes, Mucorales, Rhizopodaceae. Bases 1 to 561 code for a protein of 186 amino acids. The record is from RefSeq and is a predicted model, not a curated record.